AAAAAAGAUGAUUGGUUAGCAGAUAUGCUUUAAAAGCUUAAUCCAAAUCCGAAUUCGCUCUCAUCCUUAUCUCACUGGCUCGAUACUCUUUCCAUUUCCAUCUUCGUCGUCACUCCACAUAUCAACCAGUGCAGGUGGAAAAAGUUGAACGUGAGCUUUCAUAUAAAUAUUUAGAUAGCAUGGCUGCUAAUUCUGUAAUCAAGUAUGGAAUCAUAGGGGUAGGCAUGAUGGGGCGUGAGCACCUCAUCAAUUUACACCAUCUUCGAACUGAAAACAUCACCGUCGUAGCCAUAGCUGACCCACAUAUUCCUUCCCAACACCAUGCUCUUCACUUAGCUGAGUCUUACAAUUGGCCUUUAAAGGUUUUCACAGGACACAAGGAGCUAUUAGACAGUGGAGUGUGUGAUGUGCUGGUUGUGUCAAGUCCAAAUAUGACCCAUUAUGAAAUUUUAAUGGACAUAAUUAACCAUCCUAAACCUCAUCAUGUACUGGUGGAGAAACCCCUUUGCACCACUGUUGCUCACUGCAAACAGAUUGUAGAUGCUGCUAAUAAGAGGAAGGCUAUGCUGGUGCAAGUUGGAUUGGAAUACAGAUACAUGCCACCCGUUGCUAAGUUGAUAGACAUAGUCAAGAGCAAAGCUGUUGGACAAGUUAAAAUGGUGGCUAUUAGGGAACAUCGGUUUCCUUUCUUAGUAAAGGUCAACAAUUGGAACCGGUUCAAUAUUAAUACAGGGGGGACCCUUGUUGAGAAGUGUUGUCACUUCUUUGAUCUGAUGAGACUCUUUGCAGGAGCAAAUCCUAUUCGUGUCAUGGCUUCUGGCUCUAUUGAUGUUAAUCAUAAGGAUGAAAUAUACGAUGGAAAGGUGCCAGAUAUAAUUGACAACGCCUAUGUUAUUGUUGAAUUUGAUAAUGGUUGUCGCGCAAUGCUUGACCUUUGCAUGUUUGCUGAAGGGAGUAAAAGUGAGCAAGAAAUAUCUGUUGUUGGUGACAUAGGGAAGGGAGAGGCCUUUGUUCCAGAAAACAUUGUCAAUUUCGGGACUCGAGUGGCAGGAAGAGCUGGUGUCCAAUCUUCAAAAGCUCUGGACGAUCGAAUUAAAUAUGAUGGACUUCACCAUGGAUCUAGCUAUUUAGAACAUUUAAAUUUCUUGUACGCAAUACGAGCAAAAGGUGAACAAGCUCCAGCGGUAGAUUUGCAAGACGGGUUAAUCUCAGUUGCCAUAGGAGUUGCAGCACAACUUUCAAUAGAGAAAGGUCGAUUCGUUACCAUUAAGGAAGUAAUGGAUCAUGAUGACACAUUCAAAGACUCUAUGUAGCUCUUCAUUUUUAGCUAGAGGUUUUUCAAUCUAUCUACGUAUACAUAUAUUACUGUCAGUCAGCCAUGGAAGUUUUAUAACUUCCAUUGUUACUAUCACAACUCCGGACCCUUGUUGUUUACUCAACCGUUUAUUUAUAUGAGAAAAAAUGAAUGUUGAUGAUUAACACCUUUGUUGUAACUUGUAUACAAUUUCUUUCAUCAACGCUGAGCAGAACUUUUUAUAUUAAUUAAAGAAAUUUUUGUUUGUA
Humulus lupulus (European hop) is the source of this 1563-nucleotide messenger RNA. RefSeq lists its product as uncharacterized. Lineage: Eukaryota; Viridiplantae; Streptophyta; Magnoliopsida; Rosales; Cannabaceae. The coding region runs from base 180 to 1313 and encodes 377 amino acids. The transcript has 8 exons. Gene Ontology annotation, molecular function: nucleotide binding. The record is from RefSeq and is a predicted model, not a curated record.